Cladocopium goreaui is the source of this 675-nucleotide messenger RNA. The record is from the annotation of a GenBank genome assembly. NCBI's taxonomy places the organism in Eukaryota, Dinophyceae, Suessiales, Symbiodiniaceae.
AUGGAUGAAUGGUUCGAAGAACUUCUUCAGCAGGGCCCACGCCCCAAAUGUGCCAAGACAUCACCAAGUGAUGAAAGUGGCGUUGACUUGGAUGAUCCCUACCAGGACUAUUUCGAUAGGACUUACCCCCCUAAUGCACCAAGCAGUCCUCCAGAGAAAAGAGAUGAAUCGGUGUCAAGCUCUUCAUCACUGGCAUCGCUAGCUGCUGACUUUGAUGCCUUGAACUUUCCUUGGGCAUCUGUGAAACCGUUUGGCAUCUUGAACCAUUGCGUGAUGCCACGCCAUGGCAAGCCAACCUCUGGCAAAGUUUUAGCUCACGCUAAAAACCAAAUCCAAGCAUUUAGGGAACAAAUGGGGGUACGCGUUUGUGUGUUUAAAGUGGGAAUCACAUGUAACCCCAUCCAGCGCUUCAUUUCCUACCGGGAAGUGGGAUUUACCGACAUGUGGGUAGUGACAAUGUGUGACAGUGUUGAUUCGAUAUCUAUGCUGGAAGCAGCUUGCAUUGCCUUGUUCAGUGCGCAUGUCGGUUGCAGAAAUAAAGCUGAAACUGGGGGGGAAGGGGCUCUGAACAGAUCCCCUCCCCCCAAACCACCUUUUUUCUUGUACGUCACAGGUGGGCGUGCUGACCAACUUAGAAAGGUUGGCUGACAGAUUUUGUUGCCUACUGAAAGAAAA